Messenger RNA from Melampsora larici-populina 98AG31, 1389 nucleotides. RefSeq lists its product as uncharacterized. Bases 1 to 1389 code for a protein of 462 amino acids. The transcript is spliced from 4 exons. The record is from RefSeq and is a predicted model, not a curated record. Lineage: Eukaryota; Fungi; Basidiomycota; Pucciniomycetes; Pucciniales; Melampsoraceae.
AUGUCGAUUCUCACCAACUCAAUCUCACCGAAUCAAAGAAAACCAUUCAACCUUCAAUCUGAAUUAGCAUUUAAUACUCCUACUCCAAUCGAUAGGACAAAAUCUCAUCACCACGAUCAGAACAAUCAUCCUCGAUCAGUUCAUUUCGAGAAUCAACCAAUCUUAUCUAGUAGUCUCUCUCCAUCUCAAAUUCCACCUCGUAGACUCUUCAAUUCAGAUCGAUCUCAACAACAGAAGGAUAUCAAUAACUCUCAUAUCUCUCAUCCAACAUCUGAACAAAAGUCACAUUCCUUUUCAGUCGAAAACAACAAAUAUCCCAGCUUACCAUCUCAAUCGGAAUCGUUUUUCAAUCUCAACCAGCUGCCAACUCACUCGUCUCCUCCUCAUCAAACUUCAAGCGUAUUUGUUACCCCUAAAAAAUCUACGCCUGAUUGGCUUCAAGAACUCGUCGAUCAAGCUAAACCAAACCUAGAUUCUUCUACAAUUUCAUCUAAUCAUAAACUCUUUGGUCACUUUCCAUCCACGUCUCAUUCAACUUUGUCAAAGUCACAAGCUUUCAGUCCUCUUCAGUCUUCUUUGCCUCAAAUUUCUAAUCAAAAAGCCUCGAAAUCAAUCGAUCAAUCCUCGGUCUCACAAAGCACUCCUACCCCCAGAAUCAAUUCAAAGGUUCCCAUCAGUUUGAACCCGAACCUUACUGCCGGAGUCAAACUCGGUCAACUUCAAUUAAGUCAGAGACUGAGAGUCAAUCUCAUUUCCUUUGUCUUCCUUCUCAUCUUCACCUCGACCAAAACAUUUGAUAAGCUGCUUGAUACAAUCGAUUCUCGUUUCCCUAGUCUCAGUACUCCUGUAUUCGUACUAGAAUGGUUGAUCUUACUCUUACUCUUUGGUAACACCCUUGAAGCCUAUUAUAAACUCAAGACACGAGCACCUAUCACUCAUGUGGAGAUCCCACUAACCCCUCAACAAAUUCGUGGUAACAUUUCUACUCCGCAAUCACUCAGGAAUUCCUCGCCAAAUGUCACCAGUCGCGCCUCCAUGGAUCCCAAAUCCAGCAUCAUAGCCCUCCAACGUUCUAACAUCAAGAGCCCAACGAAAAGAACGUUACUACCGGAGCCAUCCUCUUAUAAGAAAGCAUGGUCCACGUCCAUUCUCACCCACGACCCUCUAGCCAAUCCGUUAUCCCAAAGUACUGGUCGAAUCUUCAAGCGACAUAGUCUCGAUCCCAACAGUAAUAACCUAUCUUCAUCACUCAACGCAAGUCAAACCAUUCAUUCCUCGUCCCAUUCACCGAAUGUACGUCGACCACACGAGCUUCAACUCAGUCAGUCCGUUCGCAAAGUUUCCAACCCAAACACACUCCAUUGUUUGCUCGAAGAAACUCUCAGAUAG